ACUGCCGAGCGCUGGAGGCUCCGCGGACCUACCCACCGAACCCCAGACUGAGUCCGCCUGUGGAGCUGCAGCCCCGUGCGCCGGAGCCUCCCGGAGCCACCUGAGGCCGAGUCCUUAGGGCCGCGGAGGAGCAGAGGGCUGCGUGGAGAACGUCGCAGGAGUCACCCUGCGCGGAAGUGCGCUUGCCUUGGUUUGCUUUCAAAUAGAGCUAGAGAGUUUCCCUGACAGACGUAUUUGGGUGAAUUCAUCGCUGAGUCUUCGGCCGCCCCCGCCCUGCAGGCUGCCCCUGAACCCCUGGGGCGCAGCGCCAGCGCAGGGCACCGGAGGACGCCUCCCGAGGGAAAGGGGGGACCUGCACGCAGCCUAGCGGGAAGAGUAAUCGUGGGAAUUCAGCUAUCUGCCCAAGCAAUAUGAAGAUUUUAUUUGUAGAACCUGCCAUUUUCCUUAGCGCGUUCGCUAUGGCUUUGAUCAGUCCCCUGGCAACACAGUAUGUUUAUAGGAGAAUAUGGGAAGAAACAGGCAACUACAGUUUUUCAUUUGAUAGCAAUAUCUCUGAGUGUGAAAAAAACAAAAGCAGCCCAAUAUUUGCAUUCCAGAAGGAAGUUCAGAGAAAAGCAUCUCUUUUUAGCCUGCAGAUGGACAUAAGUGGGUUAAUCCCGGGCCUAGUGUCUACCUUCAUACUUUUGUCUAACAGUGAUCACUAUGGGCGGAAACUCCCUAUGAUCUUGUCUUCCGUUGGUGGACUUGCAACCACCAUUUGGCUCUGUUUGCUUUCCUAUUUUGCACUUCCAUUCCAGCUUUUGAUUGCCUCGACCUUCAUUGGUGCAUUUUGUGGCAAUUAUACCACGUUUUUUGGAGCUUGCCUGGCCUAUAUAGUUGAUCAGUGCAAGGAACACAAACAAAAAACCAUUCGAAUAGCUAUAAUUGAUUUUAUACUCGGCGUUGUUACUGGACUAACGGGACUGUCAUCUGGCUAUUUUAUUAGAGAGCUAGGUUUCGUGUGGUCAUUUUCAAUUAGUGCUGUGGUUCUUGCGGUCAACUUGAUCUACAUUUCAUUUUUUCUGAGUGAUCCAAUGAGAGAGUCUUCAUCUCAGAAUGUUACUAUGUCAUGUGGUGAAGGCUUUAAAAACCUAUUUUAUCGAACUUACAUGCUUUUUAAAAAUGCUUCUGGUAAGCAACGGACUUUGCUCUGUUUGUUACUUUUUACAGUGAUCACUUAUUAUUUUGUGAUCAUUGGCAGUGCCCCGAUUUUUAUCCUUUAUGAAUUAGAUUCACCGCUCUGCUGGAAUGAAGUUUUUAUAGGUUAUGGAUCGGCUUUGGGGAGUGCCUCUUUUUUGACUAGUUUCCUAGGAAUAUGGGUUUUUUCUUACUGUAUGGAAGAUAUUCACAUGGCCUUCAUUGGAAUUUUUACCACCAUGGCCGGAAUGGCCAUGACUGCUUUUGCCAGGACAACACUGAUGAUGUUUUUAGCCAGGGGCCCGUUCCUAUUCGCUAUUGUGCCAAUGUCUGUUCUGCGGUCCAUGUUGUCAAAAGUGGUUCGUUCUACUGAACAAGGUGCCCUGUUUGCUUGCAUUGCUUUCUUAGAAACACUUGGUGGAGUUGCUGCGGUUUCUAUUUUUAAUGGAAUUUAUUCCGCCACCGUGGCUUGGUUUCCUGGCUUCAUUUUCCUGCUGUCUGCUGGUCUAUUACUCAUUCCAGCCAUCAGUUUAUGGGCCAUCAGGUACACCGGAUGGGAUGAGGGAGGCUACAUACUCCUCAUACAGGAAGAAUCCAGCCAGGAGGCUUCGGACAGAUGAUGGGGUUUUCCACAUCAAAACCAUUAAUAUGCAUAUCAUAUACUGUGACUUCCAAGGGCCAUAAACUAAAUCACAAGCAGUGCUUCAUUAACAAUCAGUGUUACAGAUGCUUUCUUCUAACCUGAGCAGGCAGAGAAGCGGCCCCCAGCUUUCGAGUCUUACAGCACCAUGCACUUUGAGCACUCGGUCCAUCUCAGGUGAUGUAUUUCCAGCGAAUAGCAUAACAAAGCUCCCAUGCUUCUCACUUUGGGAUUUAGAAAAGAAACUGAAACUUAAUGGUGUAGCAAGGGAUUAAGAAACCUGAUAAGGUAAACGGCAGUACUCUCUCUGAUAUAUUCCUGUAUAUAUAUACUCCAGUCUUUUCCAUGAAACCAAGAAGAAUUCUGUACCUCAGUUUAUCUAUCUGCAAAAUGGGUUUCUGGCCCCUCUCUCAGGGAUUACGAAAGUAUAAUGAAAAUUAUGAUGAAUCACUCACUGAUAGGAAAAUAAUUAUAUAAUUUCAAAUAUUUAUAAUGUAAUUUUACCCAUAUUUGGGUAAUGCUUUGUUUUAUAAGAGCCCAUUAAGAUGUUAUUGAUAGUCAAAGCUUUUAAUAGAAAACCCUUAAAAGGGAGGCCCUUUUAAGAAUAGGUAUUUUUCACUCUUCUUAAUAUAUUUCAUUAGUGUCAAGCCUGUUAACAUUUUAAGUGUAAAAUGGGGGUAAUUGGGGAAAAAUAAGAUUAUAAAUAAAAUUGUUCUAAAGAAAUU
Otolemur garnettii (small-eared galago) is the source of this 2541-nucleotide messenger RNA. RefSeq names its product solute carrier family 46 member 3 (gene SLC46A3). Gene Ontology annotation, cellular component: lysosomal membrane. Gene Ontology annotation, molecular function: transmembrane transporter activity. The record is from RefSeq and is a predicted model, not a curated record. Lineage: Eukaryota; Metazoa; Chordata; Mammalia; Primates; Galagidae. Gene Ontology annotation, biological process: vacuolar transmembrane transport. Bases 411 to 1796 code for a protein of 461 amino acids. The transcript has 6 exons.